GUGCUCUCAAACUCAAUAGAACUUUUAUCUAAAUUAAUUAACUCAUUAGUUUAUAUUUUUAUAAGUGUUUAAUUUUUUUUUUCGUAGCAGUGACUUUUUUCUUUUAAUUUGGUGACAAAAAAUUCAUAUUUCAGAGAGUGUGGACUCUCAAUUAACCAUGAGAGGACAUUUGAUUCUGCCUUUAUUGGGACUACUCGCCCUUGGAUGUGCAGCAAAAUGUCCUGAGCAAAGACAGUCUCCUGGAAGGGAGAUUUUUUGCUAUACGUCAACUUUUGAUAUAAAACAGCUUGAAGAUUCUAUAUGCAGGUGCACGACUCUUGUUCAUCAAGGUCAUGAUCUUCAAGAUCUUGCAGCUACUGGUCUUGCGGAUCUUCACAAGUCCUUGGUACAAUUAAAUCCUGUGCUCCAGUUUGUUAUAAGUAUAAAUGAUGCUCGAGGCAGAUUAAAGACUUCAGCUGAUGCACGACAAGAAGGUGUUGCUCGAAUAGCAAGAAUAUUAAAUCAAGUGGAUGGCGUUGAACUCAAUGUGACGGCGGGAACUAAAGAACGAUUAGUUCACUUCGUUCAAGGGUUGAAAAAUGAAAUCACAAGAAAGUCAUUGAAGAAAAGAAUUAUUUUAGCUUUGCCAACCAAGUCCGAGCAGCUUGCCAAGCAGUUUGACAUUAAGGAACUUUCAAAAUUUGUCGACUUGUUUACUAUUCCGACCCAUUAUUUAACUGAUGACGAGGAAAAUUACAAGACAUUUCAUCCAUCCCGUCUUAUGGGACUCUUUGAUUUACUGAAUACCGACAGCCUGGUUGAUCUUGUUCACGGCCUUGGUGCUACCAAGAGAAAAAUUCUUGUUUCCUUACCAGCAAGUGGUUAUAAAUUUACCCUGAAGAUCAAGGAUCUCAACACACCGCGAGCACCAACUCAGCAAAUAAAUCCUGUGUCUAUCAAUCGGAUCCAACUUUGUCAAGCGAUUAGUCAAGAUGAAUGGACUAUUGAACGAGACGAAGAUCUUACUGCGCCUUAUGCAUUCACAAAUAACACUUGGAUUGCGUUUGAAGAUAAAAUAUCUGCUAAAAUAAAGGGAAAAUAUGUUUUACUUCGUGAUUUAGCGGGUUUAGCUAUCAGAGAUAUUGAAAAUGAUUUGAAAAAUGAUUGCGGAAAUACAAUUACUGAAGAUGUCUAUAAUUCGAUAACUGAUAACAGAAGAAAAACUCGAGAAGCAGUUUUAACGUCUUUAGAAAAUGAUAUUUAUAGUACGGAAACUUUAUACCCGAAAAAUUUAAAAUCUUCAGACUUCAGGAUUUCCCGAAUUGUUGAUACUCAGGGACAAAUUAAAGCUGUGCGUGAAAAUAUUCAAACGGAAUUUUCAUGUCCGCGACAAGGAUACUUUGUCCACCCACACAGUUGCAACAGAUUUUAUCGAUGUGUUAAAUUCGAUCAACAAGUUGAGAACUAUAGUGUCUUUGAGUUUGACUGUCCUGCUGGUUUAGCUUUUGACGAAAGUACUGACGUCUGUGUAUGGCCUGGGUCACUAUCGAAAAGUUCACCAUGUCCUGGAAGUCCUGAAAUUGCACCAUCGACUCCAAGAAGAUUUAGUUGUCCUAAAGAAGGUUAUUACGCUGAUCCUGAAAACUGCCAAUGGUUCUUUGCUUGUAUGGAUCUAGGAGGAGAUAAAAUGUUGGCUUACGAAUUCCAGUGUCCUUACGGAUUAGUAUUUGAUGAAAAUAAAUUAGCCUGCGAAUGGCCAUGGCUAGUUCCUAAGUGCGCUGGUACUAAUUAUGAAAAUAAAGGAUUUGGGGGUGGGCAUGGUGGGCAUAAUCAAGGGGGUUAUGGAGGAUCAGGACAACCUGGAUAUGAUUACGAUGGAAAUCAAGGUAGUUAUGGUGGCCAUGGAAGUAAUGAAGGUGGUUACGAUGAAUCAUCUCAAGGUGGUGGUGGUUAUUAUGGAGGCAAUGAUAAUUCGGGUUAUGGAGGGUCAGGGCAUCCAGGAUAUGACGGAUCAAGUGGAGAGGAUGGGUCCUACGGACAUGGUGGUUAUGGGGGCAAAGGUAAUGGAUAUGAUGGUUCUUCAGAAGGAGGCCAUGGUGGGUCAGGACACCCGGGAUAUGACGGGUCAAAUGGAGGAGAUGGACAUGGUGGUUAUGGGGGAAAAGGUAAUGGAUAUGAUGGUUCUUCAGAAGGAGGCCAUGGUGGGUCAGGACACCCAGGAUAUGACGGUUCAAGUGGAGGGGAUGGCUCCUAUGGUCAUGGUGGUUAUGGGGGAAAAGGUAAUGGGAAUGACGGUGGAUAUGAUGGAUCUUCAGAAGGAGGCAACGGUGGGUCAGGACCUGGGCAUGAUGAAUCACAUGGUGAUGAUGGUUCUUACGAAGGCAAAGGUAUGGAUUAUGAUUAUGAUUAUGGUGGAAAAGGUCAUGGAAAUCAAGGUGGCCAUGGUGGAACAAAGCAGUCUGGACAUGAUGAAUCACACGGCGAAGAUGGCUCUUAUGAUGGCAAAGGCAUGGAUCAUAAUUAUGAUGGAAAAGACCAAGGAAACCAAGGUGGUAAUGGUGUAUCAAAACCAUCUGGAUACGACAAACCAAAUGGGGAAGAUGGUUCUUAUGGAGGCAAAGGUAUGGAUUAUGAUUAUGGUGGAAAAGACCAAGGAAAUCAAGGUGGUCAUGAUGUGUCGAAACCUUUUGGAUACGACCAACCAAAUGGGGAAGAUGGUUCUUAUGAAGGCAAAGGUAUGGAUCAUGGUUAUGAUGGAAAAGACCAAGGAAAUCAAGGUGGUCAUGGUUUAUCGAAACCUUCUGGAUACGAUGAAUCACAUGGUGAAGAUGGUUCUUAUGGAAACAAAGGUAUGGAUUACGACUAUGAUGGAAAAGACCAAGGAAAUCAAGGUGGUCAUGGUGGUUCAAAACCGUCUGGGCAUGAUGAAUCACACGGCGAAGACGGCUCUUAUGAAGGCAAGGGUAUGGAUCAUGAUAACGGUGGAAAAGACCAAGGAAAUCAAGGAGGUUAUGAUGAAUCUUCCAAUGGUGGCCAUGGUGGAACAGAGCAGUCCGGACAUGAUGAAUCACAAGGUGAAGAUGGCUAUGAAGGCAAGGGUAUGGAUCAUGGUUACGAUGGUAACAGUGGUAAAGAUGAGGGAAAUCAAGGCAGCUACGAUGAAUCUUCUCAAGGUGGUUACGAUACUCAUGAAAGUAAAGAACCCGAAGAUGAUGGUAGCUACCACGAGCCUUCUCCUGAAAAUGAUGGAGGCUAUGGAACCCGUACUACCAGUAUUAAUUACGGCAUGAAAGACCAAGAAAAUCAAGCUGGGCAUGAAGGAUACACAACUAUUAGCGGUCAUACAUCUUCUAAAGCCGGCUACCCUUCAGUAUUACACAGCGGAUACACUCCAUCAGCUGGAGGAGGCUACUCAACUGGAGACUCUGAACACUCGACUCUCAUUGCUGGAUCACAAAAGCCACAAUUUACUACUUCUGGUUACACUUAUCCUCAACCAGAAAAUAAAGGACACACAAUAAACCAAGGAUACGAUGAUGGUAAUUUCGGUUUUACCGGAAGCUUAUCGACUCCUCAAGGGCCUGUAUACCGCGGCGAUGCUAGUAAAUUUACUAAAGCUACGCAUACUUCAGAAGCCAUCACAACUGAUGUAUACAAAAGCGGAAAUUCACAAACAGGAUACGUCAAAAGUGAUUACGGAACCACAUCUCCAGGUCUAUUUACUGCAGGUAAAACAUUCCCCGGAGUCUUAGAUACCAGCAAUACAAUAAUUCCCCAUAGACCAACAUCUUUUGGUAACGAAUUCUAUCCCAAUCAAGCCAGAGAAUCAUUUACUCCAAGUGGUACUUUCAAAAAUCAAGGGACUUUUACCUCAGCAAGCUCAUCUUUAACCACCGGCAAUCAAUUCUACACCAACGAAGCCAACAUAUAUAGCACAGGAGCUGGUUCUCCAGGACAAACGUUCACUCCAUCAUUCAGACCGAUUGCUUCUACUGGAAGCGGAUACUACACCGGAGGUUCUGGAUCCAAGGAACGAACAUUUACGCCAUCAUUUACUUCUACUGGAAAUGAGUAUUAUAAUAGAGCUGCUGGAUCUAAAGGACAAACAUUUACGCCAGCAUUUACUUCUACUAGAAAUGAAUAUUAUAAUGGAGCUGCUGGAUCUAAAGGACAAACUUAUACGCCAUUUACUUCAUUUACUUCCACUGGAAAUGAAUAUUACACAAAUAAAGCCAGUGAUUCAUACAACGGAAACGGUAAUUCAAAUAUACCGCACGGUUAUACUCCAUCAAUUACUUCUAUUGCUACUGAAAAUGAAUACUAUAAUAAUAAUAACGAUAUUAAUAAUAAAUUCACAACAACUGAUUUCCGUAAAACCACUUUUACUCCAUCAAUGGCAACUAGUUAUCCAGGAAAUCCCUAUUACACAAUUCAACCAGGAUACAAUAAAAAUAUCAGUACAUCCCGUGGAACUCUGUUCACUUCUGAAAUGUCUGUAACAUCGGCCGGUAAUCAAUUUUUCCCCAAUCAAGCAGGUAAUCCAACUUCAACAAAUCUUGAAAUUCCAAUAACGACAGCUGAUGAUGGCACUGGUUACAAAACUAAUGAAUAUCACGACAACGGUGGACGCGGUACAAUUCGUUACAACAAUGGCCUAGUUACGCACAAGUAUACUGAAGAUGAUAUACGUCUGCAUCAUACAUCUUUUACUAUUAAUCCAACACCAGACUACGCUCAGACAAAUCCGGUUACGUUGAGUUCCGGUGGACUUUACACACGUGGGGGAUUUACCAAAAUAGGUCCGACUAAAACAGGAAUUACUACUGCCCAGGUUGGAGGAACCGGAAGCUACGUCGCUGCUGAGCUUGACAAUAGACCGACUUCUAAACCAGAUCAAAUUGGCGCGAAUGCUUUCGGUACCGUAAGUCAAUCACCUGAAAAAGAAAAUCCACAAUCAUAUUCUACAGGUGAAAAAAUUACAGUCGAUUUUUCAAAGACUAAAACUGAACAGGAUUCAAAUACUGUAACAUCUGGUUACUCGUACGAUAAACCGACCGCUCAAUUGAAUACUAUUUCUACAAAAUCGCAAUCUGCUUCUUAUCAAGGCCAAGAUAAUUCUGUUCCUACGCUUACUCCUUUCUUGAAUGUCGAUGUAUACAACAAUCCAGGUGUUGCAACAUCAUCACCGGCGGUUGUUAAUACGUACUCCUACGCUAAAUCAACGGGUCCGCAGUAUCAGGAAAACAUGUAUCAGUAUGAUAAGACAUCUACUGCUGCCUCUGCCGGAGAAUACUCAGAGUCUCUGUCUAAAACUACCCAGAGAAAGUAUCCAACUGUUGGUUACACAACCGGCCCUCUUGAUGAUUAUCAGACGACGUUAUUCGAGGCCGCGAGAAUUCCGACUGUUUCAAGAGUUCGACCGGUUAUUGAUACCGGUUUUAAAACUGUCAUAUCCCCGACAGCGGCUCCAGUUACCGUAGCAACUACUCAUCAAAAUAAUUUUGAUAAUAAAAAUAUUAUGACUAAUUCGGUUAAUGGUAACGAUGAUUCUUCCCUUAAUGUCAGGGUAUCCUUCGAACAAACUAAUGGUCAGCAAUCAACACUCGCUGAAGAAAAUAAUUAUAAUAAUGAAGUCACGAAAACGGGCGAUGAAUUUGCUGGAUAUACCUACGAUCGAACUGAUAGCGAUUUUGAAGGCAGGAGUUAUAAUAAAGAAUCUACUACUGAAGCGGUUGCUUACCAACGAACUGCAGCUAAUCCUGAGGACUCGAAGAGGCCAACAUUCAUAAUAUCCUACACAGAAUCAUCUAAAUUUGAUGAAAAUAAAGACUCAUAUGAUACAAGUGACGUGAGUUAUAGUAAACCACCAAUUGAAUUUGUCAGUACUGAAGCUCCAACUCUCGAGCCAACAGAGUAUCCAUCAACAUCAUCAAACCCUAUGAUUACUCGCGAUCAAAUUAAAAAACUAGUCUCAAAUUAUAACCGCGGUACCGUUAAAUACGCUCCGGCCGACUAUGACGAAAUUCGUUACUCUUCUGGAUUAUCUGGCACACAACCAAAUGUUCCCGAAUACGAAACAAAUGCUCACGAUGACUCCAAUAAAUAUGAUUUAUCCGAAGACGGAUCUCCAACGGAAAGUAAUCGUUACCAGUCUACAAAUUUCCCGUCAAUUAGAAAAUCAUCAUUGUCAUCAGUAUCAGAAUCCGUAGGCACUUUAUCUAAAAAUACCUACACAACAAAUCAGCCAUCAGUUACAACGUACUCCGGUAACUACAGAAAAAGUUUAACAACACAAACAUCCGAAUUAAUUUCAAAAUCAAGUGAAGUUGCUCAAACCAAAACAGCGAUGGGGAAAGUAAUCGUGAAAUUCAGUGAUCUACAUCCGCUUUUAUUGGGUAAAUUAAGUGCCGAGUGUACUUGUAAAGCUGAUCCAUUUGCCAUUCGUGGAAACAAACCAUUGUUGAUAGAUUCAUCUAACGGGAAAGUUGAUUUAAGUAAUUACGACGAAUCAGAUAUUUAUGUCGAGUUAGAAAAGAGCAAAGAGUCGUCAUUAGACAAUUAUGAUGAUUCAAUUACUGUUUACAGUUCAUCUACAAAAUCCCCAUUGAAAAAAAUUUCUAGCCGAGUGACUCCAGUUGUUGCUCAAUUUAAUGGAGUAACAAAGUCCGCUAAUUUACGAAGACCUUCUUCGACUUACUUACCAGCCUAUCGCACUUCGUCUUCAUCUUCAAAUAAUCAACAAUCUACGACCUCUUCAUCUUUACGAGUCUCUGCUAGCGACAUAGAAUAUUCAACGCGAGCUAGAUCUCGUAGUGGUAAAAGUAUCGGUACUUUUAGGUCAACCAAUUCACCUGAUCAAGUUACUGAAUCAAUAGCCUCAGCUGCUGCUGAUGAUAGAAUUGAUUAUGGAGAAGUUGGUGUACUUGAAUUAAAUCCUGAAGGUAAAGCCGAGUGUGCGCGACCUGGAUUAUUUAGACAUCCGAAAUACUGUAAUAAAUUUUACGCGUGUCAUUGGGACAACUGGAAGAAAAAGUUUACACUUCAUAUAUUCAAUUGCCCGAUUCAUUUGACCUUUGACAAUAAAGCUGCUGCGUGUAAUUGGCCAACAAAAGGUCCAGCUUGUCAAGAUAACAAUCUUCUGAUUUAAAAAAAAAAAAAAUAGUAGACGUUGAUUGAUAAUUUCUAUUCUUAUUGAUGCGCUGAAUUUCUAUUUUUUAUUUCGGGUUUUCUUUAAUCAUCAGUUAAAUGAUAGAAAUUUUUUACAAAACUCAAAGAGAAUAAUAAUUAUGGUUUUGAGUAUAUGGUAAAUAAUAAAUAAGUGAUUGUAUUAUGAACUGAUAUUAAGUAGCGCGAAAGCGCGUCACUGUCACCGCAUCGAGUGAAAGUCGAUCGAAGUUGUCGAUCCAAAUUCACAUUGACAUGAUCCCUUAUAGAUCAAAUUAUAAAUAAAUAUAAAUAUAUACAUAUAAGUUAAAAUGCUAUAAUUAUAAAUAACAUUUGAUUGAAAUUUAAAAAUUAUAUAUGUAAAUAAAAUUUUAUUAUUAAUAUUCUGAAUUUUCGAAAUUUGUAAAUAAAAAUAAAUAAAAUAUUACUAUUAUUUUUUUUUCUAAUGUCAUUGAUAUUAUAUAUUAAAAUAUGUCAUUGCGUAAAUAUUAUAAUCAUGAAUAAUUAAUAAUAAGCCUUUUGUAAUACUCUCCAUUCUAUAUUUCUUAA
Microplitis mediator is the source of this 7692-nucleotide messenger RNA. RefSeq lists its product as uncharacterized. The record is from RefSeq and is a predicted model, not a curated record. The transcript is spliced from 10 exons. Gene Ontology annotation, biological process: carbohydrate metabolic process. Gene Ontology annotation, cellular component: extracellular region. The coding region runs from base 158 to 7126 and encodes 2322 amino acids. NCBI's taxonomy places the organism in Eukaryota, Metazoa, Arthropoda, Insecta, Hymenoptera, Braconidae. Gene Ontology annotation, molecular function: chitin binding.